Molecule: messenger RNA, 6424 nt
Organism: Cheilinus undulatus (humphead wrasse)
Lineage: Eukaryota; Metazoa; Chordata; Actinopteri; Labriformes; Labridae
Gene: znf106b
Product: zinc finger protein 106b
Exons: 21
Coding region: 60-4040 (1326 amino acids)
Cellular component (GO): membrane; cytosol
Molecular function (GO): RNA binding; SH3 domain binding
Source: RefSeq, a predicted model, not a curated record
UAGGAAGAACAUGGCGGCUAAGCAGGAGUUAUGUUUUGUUGCCAUGUGAAAAAGCAGAAAUGGAAAAGACCCCAGCUCCAAUCACAAAGGUGGGUAAAACUCCUGCCAAGAGGAAGAGGAAUAGAAACAACAAAAGAAAACUCUCCUACUGUAUUCUGUGUCGCAAGGCCUACCAGACAAAUGAGGCUCUUGAUCAUUCGCACAGCAUGCUGCAUCACAGAGAGUUGGAGACGGUGCUGGGCAAGGAUGUACUUCAUAAUUGCCAGGCAUGUAAGGGAUCCGCCAUGGGUUUGGAUGAGUAUGUGCAGCACAUCUCCACUGCUCAACAUGAAGCCAAGUUGAAGAGCUUGAAGGGGAGAAAUGCUAAGCCCAUCCAUCUGGGCAAAAUACUGGGAAAUGAGAAGUUCCUCUACAUUGUGGAGAAAAACAAGAUGCUGAAGUUGCAGGAGAAGAAGGAAAUGAGAAAGCAAAGAAAGAAACUGAAGCAGGAGGCUGGUUUGAAGCAUGCAGAAAUGAUGCAGGGAGCCACAGGAAAAAACAAAGUAGUUUCACAUGUAGCAAAGGUGGAAAAUUUCAAACAGGUGAAAACCACAGGAGCACUGAAACAGAUGCAGAAACCCCAACGGGAAGGAAGCAACAAUGCGUUUUUUAAAAAUAGAGAGAAUAACCCAUCCAGUUGUCGAGAGGAAGCAAGCUUUCAGAAUCAAGGUGAUGUCCGGGACCAGUAUACCCAAUCAAUUCAGCAGAUGAGCAGCAAAAUCAAAACUGAGAACUUCCAAACAGAGAGACUUCUUAACAGACCAAAACACACCCAAGGAGGGACUACUCAAACACAAAGACAAAAAACAUGGCCACCAAACAGUCAGAAUGGUUCAAAUUACAAACAGUGUAGUAGUGGAUUAAACUCCGACGUCACAAGCGAUCGCCUUCCUCAGAACAAAGUGCACGUGUUUGAUUUCACUGAGAGUUCUGGAUCUUCUCAGCCAGGACAUGAAGGUUCAAAUUCAGCUAAGCCUUCUUCAGAGAACAGCACAGCUCCCAUACGAGAUGUCGACAUCAGUGCCAUGCUGAGACAUAUCAGAAGAGAGCUGGGAGUGAGGGAGCCUUGUAGGGCAGAUCGGGAAGCCCGAAAGCAGAACAGUGAGGCCAGCAAUCAGAUGGCUGAUCUAAGCAAUCAGCGACAAAUUGGAGCUGAAAAAGACCAGCCAGGAGGUGGCUCCUCCAGGAACCGCAUCACCUCCUCACAGGCCAACCCCUCUGCAUCCUGUUCUGGUCUUCAUCCUUCCAACACAGCUCCAGCCAAGUCAAAUCAGAAUACACUGAGAAUGACACAAGGAGUUGCUCAAAGCUCAAUGGCUGCAGGUGACUCCAGUGAAGUGUUAAACUGUGGGGAGACAAAUGUGAAUAUCACCAGCAAGGCUCAAGUUGUUCGCAAAGCUACGAGCAAUUUACUGAACUUAUCAAGGACCCAGGGCAAGCAGAGCUGGACAGAGAUGUAUGAGGAGACAAAAAGGAAGAAGAUGGAGAGGACGAGAGGGAAGCCCAGGUUUGGGAUUGAGCUGCCAAACCAGACAGACAGAAAUCACUCAACACAAGCAGCUGACAAUGACCUGCCUCUGUCUGAAGGUUUCCACUGGGAGUCGUUCCCUGACAGUCCUUCAGCUGCUGGUUGGGCUGCACCACCUCCUCCAGUCCAGCAAACAGAGGUUAAUGACCAUCACUCAGAAACGCAGUCAGAUUUACAAGUGCAGAAGCGUGCAGAGCUGCCUGCUGCAGCACAGGACAAUUAUGAGAUGGUAACUGUUCCUGUAAAGGUGGAACAAAAUGUGGAGGAUGAGAAUGGAGAAGAGAGUAUUUCAAACAAGAGGAUGUCUACAGAGCCUGAUGGUGUUUCUGAUGAGCAGCCUAGUAGAAAAAAGAAGAAAACAAAACCUCAAAAAGACCAGGACCAGAUGGACCAGCUGUUAGCUGUCUCUUUGAGGGAGGAAGAGUUGAGCCACUCAUUACAGGAUUUGGACAAGUCUCUGAUUCAGGCCCGCAAUGCCCUGCAAGCUGCCUACACUGAGGUCCAAAGACUGUUGCUAAUGAGACAACAGUGCACUGUUGAGGUCAACAGUCUGAGAGCCAAGCGCAUCGAGAUCCUGCAAGGGAUGCAAGGAGUGUACUCAGGAGCGUCUAACUCGGCACAGAAAGCCAACACCUUCUCUGCAGGGGCUGCUGCUGCCGUUCAACCAAGACUCUCUCCCCUUCCUUCCUCUACUGCUUUCCCCACCUCUUCAAACCAGUCCCCACGCCCCACUACACCAGUCUCCUCCAGUGGCCAACCUAAUACAACACACAUUGCCAUGCAGGUAAAGCAGGAGAAAUGCCAGCUACCUGCAGUCUCCUGUAACCCCGACACACCUCAGGUUCCUGUAAACCAGCCUGUGCCGCUGUUUCCCCCUAAUCUGCUCCCUUCACUGCUGCUUACACCAUCACACUUGCCUGCUCCUACAGCUGCUGCUGAAACUCUCCCACAUGUCAAAGCAGAGAGUUCCACAUCUAUGAAUAGUGCCUCUGAAUCACCUGCCAGGCUGCAGGGACAGGUGGCGAGGGAGGAGUUCAAUGAUGGUAAACAGACAGUAAAUGUAGCUGGAGAAGAAGAAGAGGAAGAAGAUUCUGAUGACAGUACAUCAGCAACCUUGGAUGACAACAGAGGGAACGAGAGCGACAAUUCUGUUGAGAUGAUGGAGCCCUCCGACGUGGUCGUCAUCGAUAUCGAUGAGUCAGACAAUGAGGAGGAUGUUCCUGCCCUCAAAGAGCCACCUCAGAAGUCUGUCAGUGUGGAGUUCAGCUCUGCAGCAACACAGGCGAACAAGAAAAAUAAUGUAGAGAGAAAAGUUCAGCCUAAUGUUAAAGAAGAGAGCACUCCUCCAGAGUCUGCUGAAGUCUCUAAUGAUGAGGCGUUAUACCUGGGAGCUUUUAUGAAUCACACCGGUCCCGUCCAUGGGCUCCAAGUGCAUGAGGGUCGGCUGUACACGUGUUCAGGAGACAACACAGCCCGGGCCUACAGUCUGAUGAGCAGAGAGUGCCAAGCAGUGUUUGAAGGUCACAAAAACAAAAUCAACUGUCUGCUGGUGGCGUCCUUCACAAAUAUGCCAGCACGCCUCUACACCGGAUCCAGUGACCAGACGAUCCGCUGUUACAGCACAAAGAGUAAUAAGUGUUUGGAGCAGAUCACUCUAGCUGACCGGGUGUUGUGUCUGCACGUUGCCUGGAAUAUUCUGUUUGCUGGACUUGCAAAUGGAUCAGUAGCCAGUUAUGACUUAAAGACUCUGAAGCAGUUGGAUGUGUUUGAGUGUCACGGCCCACGUGGUGUGAGCUGCCUCGGUACAGCUCAGGAGGGAGCUCGCAGGGUGCUUCUGGUCGGCUCCUACGACAGCACCAUCAGUGUGCGAGACGCCAAGAGCGGCCUACUGCUUCGCUCGCUGGAGGGUCACACCAAAACUGUGCUCUGUAUGAAGGUGGUGAAUGAUCUUGUCUUUAGCGGCUCCAGUGACACUUCUGUUCAUGCCUACAACAUCCAUACAGGAGAGUUGAUUCGCAUCUACAAGGGUCAUGAACACGCGGUGACAUCAAUCGUCAUCUUGGGCAAAGUGAUGGUCACAGCCUGUCUGGAUAAACUGAUCCGAGUUUAUGAGCUACAGUCUCACGACCGUCUGCAGGUGUACGGAGGCCACAGUGAUAUGGUGAUGUGCAUGGCCGUGCAUAAGAGUGUGAUCUAUACAGGCUGCUAUGAUGGCACUGUUCAAGCUGUGAAGCUCAACCUGAUGAAGAACUACCGCUGCUGGUGGCAGAAUUGCUCACUGAUCUUCGGCAUGUCAGAGCAUCUGAAUCAACAUCUCCUACAAGAUCACAGCAACCCAAAUCUGAGGAUGGUGAAAUGUCGCUGGAGAAGCUGCAGCGCUGUUUUCUCCACACAGCAGGUGAUCAAACAGGAGCUUCCUGAACACAUGAAGAACCAUGCGGAGAAAGACAGUAAAGUUCAGCCCUGCCCCUGACAGCAACAAUACAGGAGCUAAGACUGAGGUUACAAUACAUCAGAUCGUUUUGUGGUUCAUCGAAGUUUAAUUCAAGAUUUUGUGUUUUGUUUUCCGUUAAAAGUGUGAAACUGGUUUACAUGAGUCUCACUGACAGAGGUGAGGCCGCUUGUUGAAAGUGUUGGGACACUUUUAAAAUAAUCAUGAAAUCAGCUGUUUUCUUUAUCAACUGUUAUCAGUUUAGGUUGGCAGUAAUUACGCUCUAUUUUAGGAGUGAUUCAUUACUGUAUGUUUAGAUCUGUUGGUCAGUGUGUUCAGUCUUUUUACUGUGAAUAUAUGGCAUGACUUAAAAAACCACACAAUAUUGUACACAGACUUUUUGAUAAGUAAGCAGCUAAUCGUUGAACAUUUCUAUGACUGUGCCGCACUCACAUUUACACCUCAGAGUAGAUUCUGCAGAGAAAGUUUUGCUUUGCACUGCCUUCAGGUUCCAACAUCUUUGGUGAUUUUCCUAGAUUUUAAGUGAAGGUUCUGUUUUAAGGUCUGCCAAGAAAACGAGUUGACCAUAAGUCAAAGCAACUAGUUUUUGAAAUCCAUCCACACAAGCAGACUGACUGAAAGAAUAGUACCGAUUUUACUCUGUAACAGUCACAAUGGAGAGUUUUAAAAAGAGAUCAUAUUUCAGUCUAACACAAAAAACUCGACAGCGCUUUAAGAAAUCCAGACACUUACAGGUCACAAAACAGCUAGCAGCUAUUGUGGCUAUGAGCAAAUGCUGACUGGUAAUAUUUUGAAUAAGGCAAUUCAUCCGUCUUUGUGCUGCCACUCUGAUGCAGAAAAUGUUUAUUUUUUCCAGAAUCUGCUUUUCCUAACUGGUCUGGCCUCAGGACCUGCCACAACCUCCUAAAUGAGAAAUUGCAACACAAAUAUCUGAGAAUUGUCAUCCUCUAGAAUUUAUUUAUAUAUUGUAAAAUAGUACAGUUUAGAGCUAAUGACUAACUAAGUCAUUGGCUCUCACCCGGUGGGUCAGGACCCAAGAGAAGGUUGCAAAGCUCUUUCAAGUGGGUCUCAAAUAUGUGCCAGGAAAAAUAUGUGGCAAAAAAAGUCUGUGCAUGGAAGUCCUUUUUUAACACAGUAGAGUUAUACAUGUGUUUUUAGGUUUUCCUAAGAUAAUGAGGUGUUUUCAGUAUUUAUGUCAAGAUAACUUGUUUUCUUUUGAUAACAAAGCUGGUUGUCCCCAAGAUAAUCAGAAGAGGUUCCCAAAUUCGCAAGCUGUCUCAGGAAAAUGGAGAAAAAUAAAAUGUCUCCAUGCUUCUGCAGUGAUGUGCUUUACAUGUUUUUUCAUCCCAUUCAUUAAAUUUCGUUUUCUUCCAUUUAGGAUCCAAACAGAAACAUUUUAUAUUGAAUAAGUUCAAGUGGUUGCAAACUUUAAAACAUUUGGGUUACGGUUUCUCUUCAGAAGGUAGUGGUGGGUCCUGAUCCCUCUCCAGUGGAGAGUUAAGGGACAGGACAAAUAAAUGUUUAAAAGUGCAUUUUCACAGAAGUCCUGGAGGGAAAUGCGUGCAUACCUUCUGGUUCAACCUGUUUCAGCUAAUAACAUGCAAGUUUUUGUGGGUUUCUGUUGAUCUUAAGAAGUUGAUACACUGUAAUGGGAAAACAAGCUCUGUAACUCCAAAAUAACAAGAAAAGGAACAGAAAAUUACUUAUUAUCUGGAUAAAACAGAGUUAAAUAAAUUGAGAAAUUUCCACCUAGGGCUUCCAUACAUUAUGCCUCUUUUGCCACAUUUUUUCCUCAUGCACACAUAAACAACCUGCUAAAACCAGCUCCAUGGCCCACCAGUCGAAAACUGCUGCUUUGAAGACACUGUUGUCUGACCUUCGAAGAAAAUGCCUUGACCCAAAACAGCUGAGAAUCUCCUUAAAUUCCACAUCCUUGGACAAUAAUUAUCACUAGUUUUUAAUUGCAGAUAUCCCAAGGGCUUUAAGAGGUAUUCCAGGAUGUCAUUAGGGGGUUUUAAAACUUUAUAUCUCACUAUUUUUUGGAGAGAGAAAUACACAUGAACUGCAUGUGAAUCAUAUGGAUAAACAGACUUGAUAUGUUGCUAAUUAAGGCGAUGAAGAAGGUAAAGUUUGGGAUAAAACCCAGAGCUUAAAAAAGUAUCAGCAAAUGUUCAUGAUCUGUGCUUUCUUUUAAAGUCAAACACAUUGUAACUUUUUUCGUCAUGCACAGGCAUGGCUCAUUGAUCUGAUAUUGUAAUGUAAAGUUUGUAAUUCUUAGAUGGCCUUGAUACAUACUGCAAUCUCCUGUUUUCAAUAUUUAAACCAUUUAUUAGUCCUAACUCUCAAGAACAUUACUGAUGCUAAUACCCUUAUUUCUGAUAUCCCGCUGUACAACUCCUUUUGUA